GCGGUCAGCUGGUCCCGCCAAGUGUAAACACUACAAGUGUCUCCAGGUGUCUCAAAUGGUUUUAACCUCAUAAUAUAUACCUUGAUCCAGAUUCACUCAACUCAGUUGAUAUGUUGAUGAGAUGGCGGCGGAUGAAAGUGUCUUUAGGAAAACAAUUCGUGCUAAGGAUGUAUUCGAAGCUUACUUUUUGAAGCAUCAUCAAGAUGAUAUUCUCAAAGUUUUGGCAGCUGAAGAUGGACAUUAUUGUGUCGUUGUGAAUUUUUUAACUCUGUUUGAAGAACAUGUAGAGGUAGCCGAGUCCCUCUUAUCUUCUCCAAUGAAGCUUUUGCCAGUUUUAGACAUUGGGCUCUUUCGUGCUGCCAGCAAAAUCUUGGAUGGAGUUGGUGAGGAGAAAGAAGGCCUGACCUUGAAAACCAAUAUUCAUGCUAGAUUAACAGGGCUACCAACAUGUCCAGAGUUGUAUCGUCAUGCAGUGCCUCGUACAUGUGAUGUGGGCAGACUCCUGUGUGUUUCUGGAACGGUUGUUCGCACCACAGCAGCCAAGAUGCUUGAAUACCAAAAAGAAUUUAUAUGUGCUAAAUGUAAACAUGUCUUUAAUGUCAAGGCAGAUCAUGACCAAUAUUACCACAUGAAUAAGCCAAGUCAGUGCCCCAAUCCAGAAGCAUGUUAUUCUAAUAAUUUCAAUCCUCUUGGAGAGUCCUCACAUCCUAUGCAUACCAAAGACUACCAAGAAAUCAAAAUACAGGAACAAGUGCAGAAAUUAGUAGUUGGAACUAUCCCUAGAUCACUUUGGGUGACACUUGAAGACGAUCUUGUUGAUUCGUGUAAACCUGGAGAUGAUAUUUUAAUCUGUGGGACUGUCCACAGGCGGUGGCAUCCAGUUGUGAGAGACUCCCGGCCCAAUAUAGAUCUGGUACUGAAAGCUAACAACAUAACAGUUCGUAACAAGCAACGAUCAGGCACAAUAAUUACAGAUGAGAUGCGUGAGGAAUUCACCAAGUUUUGGGAGCAGUACAAAUAUGAUCCUCUAACAGGAAGAAACAUUUUAUUAGCUUCAUUCUGUCCUCAGGUGUAUGGACUGUAUGUGGUGAAGUUAGCAGUCACAGUGGUGGUUGCGGGUGGUGUGCAGAAAACUGAUACAAGUUGUACCCGAAUUCGAGGAGAGUCACAUCUUCUCCUCGUAGGAGAUCCAGGAACAGGUAAAAGUCAGUUCCUGAAAUAUGUGUGUAACUUGGUGCCACGCUGUGUUCUGACAACGGGCAUCGGAACCACUAAUGCUGGUCUUACAGUCUCUGCAGUGAGAGACGAGGGAGAGUGGGCUCUGGAAGCUGGUGCAUUGGUGCUGGCAGAUGGCGGUAUUUGCUGCAUAGAUGAGUUCAAUAGUGUUCGUGAAGCAGACAGAGCUGCUAUUCAUGAAGCUAUGGAGCAGCAGACAAUAAGUGUUGCUAAGGCUGGACUUGUAUGCAAAUUGAAUACCCGAUGCAGUAUUCUAGCUGCAACCAAUCCUAAAGGCCAUUACGAUCCUGAGGAAUCUCUCAACGUUAAUGUCGCCCUGGCCUCUCCUUUGCUGUCACGUUUUGACCUCAUAUUGGUUCUCCUUGAUACAAGAAAUCCUGAGUGGGACAAAAUAGUGUCAAGCUACAUUCUUGAUGGUCGCGAUCCACUUGCUGGGGAUGGUGGAAGUGAAGAAGACUGGAGUAUGGAGAAACUUCAGGCUUACUUUUGCCAUAUACGCUCCAUUCAGCCCGGUAUGACCACAGAAGCCAAUGCCAUUCUCUCACGAUAUUAUCAAAUUCAACGGAAAGCUGAUCAGCGCAGUCAAGCUAGGACCACCAUUAGAUUGCUUGAGAGCUUAGUUCGUCUGAGCCAGGGCCAUGCAAGACUGAUGAUGCGUGGAGAAGUGACAGCACAGGAUGCUGUUGUGGCUGUAACCUUGAUGGAAGCAUCUAUGUGUGGAGCUUCGGUGAUUACAGGGAUUAAUCCUCUGCAUACAGCUUUCCCUCAUUCUCCAAGUGAAGAAUAUAAGACUCAAGCUAAGAUUGUGCUACAAAAACUCAAUCUUUUUGAUAUCUUAACAAAUGAAAUGGGCAGACUUAACGAACAGGAGAAGUUGCUUAUGAAUUGGAAGCCAAAAAGCUCAACGAAAGAAAACAGUGGUAAAAGUCGAGAUGUGCCAGUAAUUAAGAGCUAUUUUCCAAAGAAAACUUUUACAACUAAUGUGAAUGAGAAUAAAAGAAUACCAGGUAUUGAAGAGCUGGAGGACAAUGUACAGAAACUCAGGGGUGGUAAACAGCAGACGUUGUGCCGUAUGUCAAAGAUGGUGGAAUCAAGUAUUGUGGCUCAAGAUCUUGAUAACAGAGUCAGUAAUUUAGUGGAGGAAUCACUUGACACAAAUAACUUGAACAAUGUUAAGACCAAGAAAAGUUUAAAAAGAGUUUUAGAAGCAAGUGCCUCAAAUAAUGAAGACUUUGAUACUCCAGUUCAGUCAAAUACUAAGAAAGUGAAGAACAAGAAUUCUAAGAAGAAAUUAGAUGUGAGCAUUCAUUCACACAAGAAUAAGGCUGAUGAUGAAUUAUUAGAAGACUUGGAAGAUUUUGAGGAAGGAACAUAUACUUUGAAUCUUUUGGCAGCAAAAAAAAAGAAUGCUUUGUUAUUAAGGAAGUCUGAUGUUGGAAGCAACUAUCAGCCUGAUAAACGUAAACAGAUUGAAGAUGCUCAUAUACGUACAGAAUCCAGUUCUCAAAAUUCUUCUCAGGAUGCAGAAAAUGAAAGUCUAGAGAAUGAAAGAGAAAUUCAAGUAUCGGUAUAUGCAGUUGAAGAGAGAAGCUUCGAAAACCCUGACGAUAUAGACUUCUUUGAAGACAGUUCUAAACAUUUAAAUGUUUCUCAGGAGCAUUUAGUAAUAGAUGUCAACUUAGUAGAAAAUGACAUUUCUAACAAAUUUUGUAAAAAUGCAGAUACUAAUUUAACAGAUAAAAGGUCCACUUCAGGUGGUGGUGAUCAUAUAAUGCCAAUACGCUCUCUAUCACAGACACCAGGAAAACCGUCACUAGCUCUGGAAAGGCCGGGAGAAGGUGAAAAGAUAUUUAGCAACUCGCCCAUUUCUUCCAAUAAAUGGGUAUCGUCAAAGCUGAAGAGUUGUGCAAUUGAUUUAGAUGAUGCUGGGAAUUCAAGUAUGGGAAAACAAAAUAUAUGUCCUGUAAAUAAUCAGGAGGAUGAGACUGUAGAGAAUGGCAGUAUGGAUGUAAAAAACAAAGUUUCUAUGUCUGGACCUCCAUCAGUCUCCAGAAGUAAUUGGUCACCACCAGUUUUACCGUUCAAAAAGCUUUCAUCUUUUUUAAGCCAAGUACGUGGCGCUUCAAAAUCACAUUUAUUUUCAUCUGUUCGACCGCAUUUAGGUGUUGCUUUAUCAUCAGAAGAACUUGAUGAUGCUGAUUUUGAGCUGAAUUUGUAAUAUAUUGUGACAACACCCAGUAUACUUGUGGAUCUGAACAUUAAAUGGUGUGUGUGUGUGUGUAAUUACCUAAGUGUAGUUGCAGGAUGAGAGCUACAUUUGUGGUGCAGCCCAUUUUCCUAACACUCUUUGUAUUAAAACGCUUUGAAACUACUGGCGAUUUUGGCCACCACCACCUUCUCACCUAACUUGUUCCAACAGUCUACUAUUGUUAAGAAAGUGAAUUUUCUUAUAUAUCUUCGGCAGCUUUGUUUAGUUAGUUU
This is a messenger RNA of Procambarus clarkii (red swamp crayfish), 3717 nucleotides long. RefSeq lists its product as uncharacterized. Gene Ontology annotation, molecular function: ATP binding; single-stranded DNA helicase activity; single-stranded DNA binding. Gene Ontology annotation, biological process: double-strand break repair via homologous recombination; DNA replication. NCBI's taxonomy places the organism in Eukaryota, Metazoa, Arthropoda, Malacostraca, Decapoda, Cambaridae. The record is from RefSeq and is a predicted model, not a curated record. Gene Ontology annotation, cellular component: MCM complex; nucleus.